Messenger RNA from Dermacentor silvarum, 7587 nucleotides. RefSeq names its product sorting nexin-21 (gene Snx21). NCBI's taxonomy places the organism in Eukaryota, Metazoa, Arthropoda, Arachnida, Ixodida, Ixodidae. Gene Ontology annotation, biological process: protein transport. Gene Ontology annotation, cellular component: early endosome membrane. The transcript is spliced from 4 exons. Gene Ontology annotation, molecular function: protein binding; phosphatidylinositol phosphate binding. The coding region runs from base 492 to 1475 and encodes 327 amino acids. The record is from RefSeq and is a predicted model, not a curated record.
AUCGCUUAUACCAGUAUAUACUAGCAGAUAUUUUAAUUCGUACAGUGCUCACAAAUAUUGAAUAGGCUGAUGACAUUUGGCUGAUGACAGUCAAUGAGCUUCGAUACGCUUUGGUCAACGACGACGACAGCGCCCUAUCGUAAGCUGUGACAGUGGUGACAGCGCCAUCAAAAUUCGGUAUAAAGAUGGCAGUGUGGAGAGUCCGAUACCGAGCCAACAGCAAAAAUUGCCUCGGACUGUAAGACGACGGCAGUGAAACUCGCUCGGAGGUCGAACGGUUGUUUUCGGUAAAUAAUCAUUGCACUCGUUGCUUGGUUGGCUGUGUCAGAGGCGUGUGCCCUUGCCAGCUGCACUGGGCUGCGCCACGGCUGCGCCUCGCACAAGGCUGGCUGCGGUAGUAGCAGUAGUAGUGACUGCGGAGGUGGCGGCGGUGUCAAGGUGAUGAUUUCGGAGCGACGUGCUGCAACGCGUGUUCGUAGUAUUGAGUAGUUAUGAGCUCCGAGGAACUGAACUCUUCUCUUUCUGACGACCUGGACGAACUGCGUUGUUCCCAAGUGGUGGGAACACUUUGCUUUUCUGACGCUGCAGAUGACACGGGGGAGUGUUUCGUCUCGUCGACGUCGAGAACCAUUCGCUCGUGGUCAAAGACUUCACAGCCAAACGACUUGAUGGCCUCAGCAGGUGAUCCUCCAUCCAGAGUAGGGCCUCAACAGGUGGUCUUUGAGAUUGUGUCUGCCAAAACAGUCGUUGAAGGACGUAAGAAGUUUGUGUGCUACACAGUGCUUGUGAAAAAGAGCCCUGGACUGGAGCGACUUCCAGGGGUCCUGGAGCGUCGCUACUCUGAUUUCUCGGCCCUGUUUGCGGGUCUGCGUCGCCGCCACCCAUCAUGCGUGGCUCUGCGCGACUUCCCUUUCCCCCGCAAAGCCCUGCUGGGAAACUUUACCACUGAGGUGAUAACAGAACGUAGUUUGGCCUUUCGCCACCUGCUGUCUCGUGUUCAUGCAUCGCCGGAGCUACGUCGAUCACCAGAGUUUGCAGAAUUCACAUGGCGUCGGGAGGUUUGCCGGGCUCACCGCCUGAUGACUGCUGGCCAGUUUGAAGAUGCCUCUGUCUUGCUUGAAAAUGCUUACUCCGUACAAGAGAAAGUUCUUGGAGAUGGCGACCCGGACACAUUCACCACCCUGGCGGUGCUCACAGCUUGCCUGAAUGCAGUAGACAAUGUGGCUGAGGCACAGAAAUAUGCUGAGCUCGCCCUGUCUAAGCGGCUGCCUGGCAUCUCUGCAUCAAAUCCCAGCGACCUAGAGGUGCCAUUACUUGUGCUGGCAAUUCGGCUCUGGUGGGCGGUGGGAAAGGAGAAGCGUGAGCUGGAGGAGCGACUGCGCCAGGUGAAGGACACGGGAGUCAAUGUGGAUGCUCUGCCGACACUGCUUGAGCUGGUACUCAAGAAGGAUAGUGCUACCUUGUAUUCAUCCUAACAUGAUAGACUACCAGCACUUGCUCCUCGUGGGCUGUGUUUCCCCCACAGUGCGCGGCUGCAAGCCUUUGGGAUAUUGCAGCUCUUCUUUUUCGUCUGUGGAUGAGGUCAGUAUUUCAUUUUCCGUGCACAAACGGUUAAGUAGAUGCAACUGGACAUCACUUACUGCAUGCGACUUCUGUGACCUGGAAUCUUGAAGCCUGUGACAACGGGAGGCUUUGGAACAUUAAACAGCCUUUAACCUUGCGGGAGUUUCAAGAAGCAUCUGCAGUUACAUCUUGUGUGCAAGUUAAAAUGUGAAGUGUGAAUUGAACAAGGAUUUGUGAAGUUUGGAUUAUUGCUUUGGUUUUCUGUCAUUGAAUCUUUCAGCUACAUUUUUAGUCAUUGCCUUAAAGGAGUUCUGCUACACCUCUCAGUGCUGCAGCUUUCUUUGCUUUUUUUGCUCCCUCAUUUUGUCAUGGCAUAAUCAUGCCUGGUGCAGCACAUUAUGUGCCCGUUAUACUUGGCCAGUUUUGCAUAACUGUGCUGCAUCUUUUGUUUCUUUCUGAUUUGUCAGCGUGGGAAUAUUUUUUGCUCACCCAUUCAAAGAAACCUUCCAGUGGUGGUGCCAUGGUGAUGGACUAAAUCAUGAGAAAAGGGGAAUGGGGGUGUUGCAGAGCACUGUUAAUUAAGAGCACUAAAUGCCAUUGCGUUUCCAAGAAAAAUGCGGCACACUAUGCAAGGCUUCGGUUGGGGAAAUUGGGGUAGAGCAGAUAUCUGUCUCAGAUGCACCAGUGUCCAGCUAACCCAUGUGUGGCAGGUAAGUGCACUUAAAUAAGCACUUUAACGUACAGGCUUUUUCUUAUUGACAAUCCUGAAAUUGUUUUCAGAUGGCCAUUUGAAUAUGAAAUUCAAGGUGUUUUCAGUGUUUUUAAUUUCGAGGCUUAAUGAAAUGCAAGUUCAGGCAGUAGUAUGCUUUAUACUGGUAUAAAGGUAGCAGUUACAUACCUUUGUACUGGUAUAUAACUCGGCACCAAUGACACAGUGGCCCAGGUUGACAGCAAUCGUUUGGAAGCGAAUGGUCAGGGCAUGGGCUGAGCACCAUUGGGGGCUCAGUUCAAACCAAUGCCACUUUCAUUGUGGGUAGGAGCAUUUGUUGAAGCAAGGCUAUUCUUUCAGUUAGCAUUGUUUUGUGCUGCAGUGAAAACUGCAAUGCUGUACACCUUACUUUCUUCUUCUCGAACUGCACGUUUGCCAGAUACAUUUGUUAUAUAGUCUUGUGGUUGGCACAUGCAUGCACAGAGAAAACAUAGAAAGGUGUCUCAGAAGUAUGGUUGUUUGCAUGAUGACACAGUGAAAUAAAUUAGAAUUGUGUUGAAGGUAGUGGCAAGAUUUUGCUAUGAGGCACAACUUCACUGCUGAAGGGGAAAUCGGGAUCUUCUUGGAAGCAUUCACUGAUAAUCGGUAUGAAGUAUAGAAUUUUUAAAGUGGAGUAUGUGUCAACAGUAAGAUCAGGAUAAUAUUGUAUGUCUGCUUUAGGCACGUAUACCAUCCUCCUUAAAUAUAAAUUUUGCCAAGUCAUGAGGUACAGAUCCAUUGUAUAUCUGGAUGUGUAAGUUCAUUGUCUUUGACAGAGUGCCUGAACUGCCUCAUUUAUAGCUUACCCCUUAUACAGCUCAGGCCAGUAAUGCCAGUGAAUGAAUUCUGCAUUCCUUCUUUGAAGAGCGACUCCAAUCAUUAUAUUUUCCCACAUUUUAUAUUAAUCUUAUUUAUAUUAUGUAAUUGUCAUCGUAUAGGAACCAUUCAGAGCUUGGGCUUUCAGAAAAUGAAAACACUGGCACAGUGAACUAUGUGUUUAAUAGAUGAUGACAAUAAUGGCCAAUGCAGUUUAGCAUUCUUAGCUUCUCAUGGUCUGAUCACGUCACCAGCAACCUGGUUUCUUUCCUUGGGUUAUAGUGAGCCUUCAGCACUUUUGGUAAAACCUAAAAAAACAUACCAUAUCCAUUUAGUGGAAGUAUGUACCAAAUACCAAAUUCAUUUUUAAGCAAAAGAAAAAAAAAAGGAAUUUUUAGGUCAAUAAAGCAUAAAGGGCAACCAUGCUGGCAUUUAUGCAUGAGUUUUUCGCCAUUCGGCUUCUUCAUAUGGUAGGAGUACAAGUCUACCGUAGAGUUGACAUAUGUAAUUUAGAAAUAUAGGUGAAAAAAUUAGAACUGUUUCACACUUAACGCGACCUCGUAAAUGUACUGUUCACUGCAUUUUGUAUGCAUGUUAUUUGUAAAUUGGGUACACUUCUUUCCUUGUUUAGCUCUCCCUCUUUGGCAUUGGAUGUCACUGCAUUUUUGGAUGAACUCUUAGUUGCAUAGUGAGUAGAUGUGAUGGUUGCAGCUGCCUCAUAACUGCUAUGCUGCUUUUGGUGCAUUGUUGACUUUUGAGCUAUCUCUCACUAGUGAGAAGGAGCAAAUGGGGCCCAUAAUGUAUUACGCUAACUGAAAAUAGUGUUGACCACUUAACAGCUUGUUAUGCUGGUGGGUUUUAAUACAUUGUAUGUGAAAGCUGUGUAAAGUUGGCCCUCAUAUAUUGUGCACAUUUACAAAAAUACGAUUUUCAGACUGGCUGAACAUCUUUCACUAGUCUGCACAGACUAGCUAAAAAUAGCUAAACCUAUAUGUAGCAAUACUUGUAGGCUUCCAUGUGAAUAAAAUAGUUGGCAAAAGAAGUUUGUUGGUAAAAAUUAAAGGGUUUGCUUAAUUAAAAAAUAAAAAAAACCCGUGAGCUGAACCUUCAUGUUAAAGAGACACUAGAGGCAAAUGUGAAGCUUAGAUAGAGUGAUCAGAUGCAGCUUAAAGCCUCCCAGCAUUUGUUAUGUACAAAUAGGUGACUUAGUUGCUGAGCAAAUCAUGGUUGAAGAUUGGUCAUGGUUGAAUCAUGGUCUUUUCCUCAGUCUAAAUUUCCUGAGAAAACAUGGGUACAUUGCUCAUUUGUCUGUGCAACACAGAAGUACUACAUUGAGCUUGCAAUCUAGGAGGUCGAAUUCUGGUAAACACUGCACUUUUGGUGAGUAAGAGGGCUGCACAGAGGGGGUACCAAGUACUGCUGUCAAGGCAGUGGGAAGAGUUAGCAUGGAUUAGCUGUUAUGUGGAAAAGUUAAACAAAAUUGGAAAACUUCAUUUUCUUUGACCAAUUGCAAUGUAAUUUGCUUUCUGUUAUCUCUCAUUUACCACUCUUGACACAUUGUUGUCAGAAUGAUAUAACUGGGAGCUGUUUGCGCAUUUCCAAAAUGGUGGCGCCACUCCAUCACAUUUGCAUUUUCCCAUUUUGUGGAAGCUCUGUUCUUGAUAAGUGUUGCAUAACAUUUUAGUGCUAGCAGACAAGAACAAAAGGGAGAUGUAGACAACACUAUGCGCUAAGUUCAACCAUUUUGAAGUUAGUACAUUGUGGUGUCUGCCUCCCUUUUGCGUUGAAUUUCCCUUUAGGAGCCUGAAACAUCAUGCAUUUUCCUGUGCUGUUUGCAUUGCUGAUUGAUGACAGUCAUGCGGUCAUAUUUUUUUAUUUGGUGUUUUGUAGCUUUGUGAGAAUUGGGCAAUUUCUGCCACAUAUUUUUGCAGAAGGAAAGUCUUUUGAUGGCAUCAAUGAUUGGUCAUUCUCAUUUUAUGUUCUUUGCUUUGUAUGAGUUAAAAGAACUACGAGCUUCAAAAACAUUUUUAACAGCUGUAUUUGGUACAUGGCUGCGACAACCAUGGCAGACUUAGAAUAUUAAAAUUGACAGAGAUUUCUAGCACAGAAAUCGGUAUAGUCGUUGUGAAAAAGUAGCUUUUUGAUAUGUUGGAGGCUUCGCUUCUUCUUCUAUAGAAGCUGCAUGUCUCUGGUGUACCAGAGCAGCAGUGUAGUGCCAUUGCCCUGGUGAAGCUGUGUACUGGUGCAGGGUGCUGUGGGAAACAUUGCACUGUUACUGCUGCUGGAGGCAGGUUACAUUGCUGCAGCUGCUGCAGCAGUGAUGUACCUUGUAACUUGCUAAUAUGCUGCGCCCUUUCUUCUUUUUUUUUUUUUGCUUGCCUUGUCCACUUUGAGUAUUGGUUUUGCUUUGCUUCUCCUUAUUUGCUUUGGCUCUUGUCAUUUGUCACCUUGAAGGAGUCGGGACAACCACAACCAAUAAUUUAUUAAAAUGCCUCGGAACAUUGGUAGCCGCUGUUAGAAAACAGACAGGUGAUGUCAGGGAAUCGAUCAAGAGUGUGGAAUCAUUGUAUGUACAGAGCAGCAAUGUGUAGUUAAAUCUUCUGUCCAUGAUUGCAUGGCUGAAUGAUUGGGUGCAUUUACUUACUUAGCCUUGAAAAAAUAAGUGUUCCAAGGCCUCUUGUAAAACUUACUGUAAAAAAAAAAAAGUGAGCUUCGGAAACUUCAUGUAAGGCUGGUUUUGCUGGGCUAUUCUAAGCUUAACUGGGAAAGGCAUUUUUUCGUGUAUAUCUAUUGCAGACAUUGAAGUCUGAAACAUUCCGAAAAUAUGCUUGGUGGUUAUGCUCAGGAUAUUGGUAAGCAGAAGCAUAAUUUGAAAGAAAUGCAUUUACGCUGCCACUGAGUAAAAAAAAGACAUUUAAUUUCUGUAUGCUUUCCAUUAGCUUAAGCUGCAGUGUCGGAACAUUAAAUUGAUGGUGGCUUUAGUAGUCGUGAUGUACAAUUUUCAUUAUAAGAAAACUGUGACUGUGGAGAACGACUUGCAAAAUUGCCUCAUUAUAAUGAGUACGUUUAAUUUUCAGAACUAGUCAAUGUGCAUUGUCACUUGCUGCUGUGGCUUAGUGGCUAUGCUGAGCAUAAAGGUGUGCUUUCAAUUUCAGUCCACGAUGGUUGCAUAUAGAUGCCAGUGGAAUGGAAGAAUAGUUGUGUACCAAGCAAUAGGUAUAGUCAGAAGCAAAAAUCUAGAAAAAACAGCAUCGGCAAAAAAUUCAAAUGUCUUUGAGCAUAGGUUUAAUGUGGCAUUGUCGGAGUGUCAAACCGAAACCUUUUUCAUUCCUGUUUUCAUUCCGCUUCAGUGAAGACAGUUCAGUUUCACUUCAACUUCAGAGUGAGAAAAUAAUGGUUCAAACCAGUUUGAAACGACUCUAGUUCAAACUGAAAAACAGUUACAGGAAAACAGCAUAAAUUUAUUUGCUAAAAAAGCUUGACGCUGCUAAGCCGCAUGAAAAGAUUGCACAUGUUCUUCAAGCCACAUGUAGUUAGUAAAAAAAUAAUUAAGCAGAUCCAAUGUUAGUGCUGGAGUCUAUGUAAAGCGAGGCAGUAUGGAGAAAGAUAGAAAUGAGGAAUUGCAGUCCUCUAGCCUACAACUCCUCUCUGUAGAGGAAAGGGAAAGAGGAGAAAAAGAGCUAGGGGUCUUUGGAGUGAUGAGGAUAGGUAGUAGGAUGGGACUAUAUAUGCAUUCUUGUCUAAAUGGCCCAUUCACAGCCUUGACUCUAAAUCGGCAGGCUAAAUUCUUAAACAGCCUUGAUGGCUUGCUUCAUUGAUAUGCACUGCCAAGAUCCCGGUAACACUUUUUUUUUUUACUGUCUGUUGUAUUUGUGCUAACAAAUAGGCUUUGUGAAUGCAGGCCUUGGGCCCAUAUUCACAAAGGGCUCUUAUGCUAGGACUGUUUGUUAUGAAGUUUCAGCCAAUCCUGAUGUUUGACUUAUUUGUAUUAGUGAGGGUGGCCAGCCAAUGGCAAAGAGCAUUUAAAAACAAAACGCUUUGUGAAUUCGGCCCCUGGAUCCUAUUUGGCAGCAACACGGACGAGUGGCCAAAGUUUUCUUAAGGAGAGCUAGGACGAGCACAGCUCUGACCCUGUGCGGCUGCCACUCAUUUCCAAAGGGAACACUUCUUGUCAUAGCUGACCAGACACAUCAACAGAUCGCUGUUUGAGGUGCUACAUCGUAAAGCGAGCCAACGUCUUUCACCUCGUAUAGGAGUUAGCACCGAUGCAAAAUUAUAAGAAGUCUACUCGCAGCUCUCCAUUGCGCAAGUUUUCAGCAGUGUAAGAGGUCAAGAGGGAAGCCACAGCACAGAAAGAUAUCGUGGACUGUCGUAGAAUCUUUGUGCGAGAUGUCAGUGCAUGGAUGAAAAGCUCCAGAAAGGUGGGCAACCUGAAACUACAACUGUUAUUUUUUUUCUUU